Molecule: messenger RNA, 4803 nt
Organism: Schistosoma intercalatum
Lineage: Eukaryota; Metazoa; Platyhelminthes; Trematoda; Strigeidida; Schistosomatidae
Source: the annotation of a GenBank genome assembly
UAUGAAUUGCCGCGAAUUGUGUCUUCCCAAUAUCAGUUUCUAAGUUUGGAUCGGGAUCUAGUCUCGAUUUCUAGAUUGACGUACUCUGAGCCUUGCAUCUUUAGGCCAGACAUAAACCUACCAAAAUCUAAACUGUACCCUUCAUGGGUAUCAAGGGUCUUCUUCCAUUCUUAAAAAAUGCAUCAGUUCCUAUUAAUCUAGCCGACUUUAGUGGUUAUGUUGCUGCUGUGGAUGUUUACUGUUGGAUCCAUAGAUCUUCAUAUGCAUGCGCUUCUGAUCUAGCACUUGGGAUUCCAACUGACCAAUACGUCCGGUAUGUUGUUAAGUACAUCAACCUCAUGAAGUCAUGCAAUGUUAAACCAAUCCUUGUAUUUGACGGCUCAGAUUUGCCAUCCAAGGCCGAAACGGAUUCAAAACGUCGAGAGACCAAAGAGUUAAAUCGAAAAAAAGCUGCAGAAUAUCUUAUGAAGGGAGAUAAAGCAGCUGCGCAAGAGUGCUUUGAAAGGUCGGUGUUCGUCACUUCCGAAAUGGCAUAUGAGGUUCUUCGAGCUGCUCGUAACAUGGGUGUUGAUUGUGUUAUCGCACCAUAUGAAGCAGAUGCUCAACUAGCGUAUCUUAAUCGAACGGGUUAUGCCGACUUUGUCAUCACUGAAGAUUCUGAUUUAUUAUUAUUUGGAUGUAGACAGGUUGUAUUCAAACUUGAUUUAUCGGGAUCAGGGGUUCUUGUAGCAGCCGCGUCUGGUAUAUGUGAAUGCUGUGGAAUUCCUGCUAGUCAAUUCACCGAAUCAAAAUUUAGGUUUAUGGGCAUUAUGGCUGGCUGUGACUAUUUUAGUGGAAUUCCUGGCAUAGGAUUAAACACUGCUGCUAAAAUAUUACGUCAGACCCGCAUAACAAAUUUCAGAGAACUGUUGUCGAAAUUGGGGUUUUAUACCAAACUUAGCAAUAAUGCUCUUGCGAAGGAUGAUACAGAAGUUGUGAAUACUAAAAAUACUCGUGACAAACGACAGAACGUAAAAACAGUUAAUUACAACAAAAGCUCCCAAAUAAGUGAAUCACUUCUUAAUGCUGCUGUACGUGCAGAGCGAACGUUUCGACUUCAAGUCAUCUUUGAUAUCGCAUCUAGAUGUCAAAAGCGGUUCAGUGAACCUACUCCUGAGGAUAUAGAUGAGGAAUUACAUAAUUUAGAUGAGUUGAAAGGACCAAAUGAAGACGAAGUUGACCUCUUUAGUUAUGCAGGACGGGUUUUAAAAGACAAUGAGAAAGCGUUCAAUCGAGCUCUUGGAAAUAUCAGCUAUUCUGAUGAUACCAUUAUAGAUAAUUACUACCCUUGUACAUCAAAAAAUAAUUCAAUGCAAGUAAAUGGAGCCAUCAUCGGACAUUCAACUAUUCAAACAAAAGUACAAUCAUCAGGAUUACGACCUAAUCCCGAUCGUUUGAAAAUAAGCAUAUGGGAUAAAAGUUAUCCUAUUCAGAAAUUUUGGCUUCGUCGUUCUCAGAAUGGUUGCAUUGAGCCGGUUUCAGAUUUCUCGUCAACUGAUUCAGACUUUUCUUCUACAGGGAAAGAAAAUAAAGACCCGGUUGAGAAAUCACCUAUAAAGAAAUUGGAAUUGAAGAAGACACAGUCAACUUGUGGACGUCGAAUACUGGUUCCUGCAGCUAUUCAACAAAGUCUUAAAAACCUAAGAAAUAGUAUGUCUGUUCCACAAAUCGAACAUCAGGAUUCACCUAAACGCCCAUGUCUUGGACUCAAUAACUCUACAGUAGAUGACACUUCCGAUGUUUUGCAAGUUUACGGUCAAUCGGAAGAAUUUCCACUUACACCUAAACUGAAAGACCGAAAUCAUCUUUCAUCUUCCAUUGUUUCUGCUUCUGGUUACUUUCCAAUUCAAGAGAAAAGUGAUGUUCCAAAAGCUAUAGACGAUGCCAUCAAUAAUUCACUGAAUGAUGAUAAUGAUGAUCUUGGUCGUUCUCAAACUUCUCGUAGUCCAGUAUUUUACAAGGCUAGUUCAAAUCCGUUUCGAAUAGCCUCCGAAUUAUAUUUAUGCAAAUCAAAAGAGAAAGUUGAUAAUAAUUUCGAUAUUUCUGUAAUGUUAAAUGAUGAACGUAAAGACUGUUCUUCCAUUGUUUUCAGCAGUAAUAUGCAAUCUGGCUGUCGACGCUCAUUAGAUUUCAAAUACAAGAAACCCUGUCAACUGUGGGGAAAUUCUUCAUCGAUUGAGUCAAAUAAUAAACAGUCCAAUUCUUCAGAUUCUCUGAUACCUGACCUUAACAAGUGGGAAACUGAGUUGCAAGAUAGCUCCUCUUCGACCGAGUCAUCUCCAAGUUUUCUAAAUUCGCAUAAAGUUGCAUCUCAUACUUCAAGUUUGCCAAAUGGGAAAACUACUUGUAAUCGCCUCUCUCUAAUCAGUAACCGAAGUUCAAGUGUACAAAAUCCUCAUGUUUCCGAUGUUACACUACCGAACGCGAGCAUUCUAGAUGUAAAACACAAUAGCAUCUCAAAACUAUCAAAUAACAAUCUUAACAGUAAACAACACUCUUCACAUUCAAAGAUAUCUGGCAAAAAUCGUUUACCAUCUGUACAAUCUUCAACUUUGGAUUCUUUUUUUCAGAAAUGGAAAUUUAAAUAAACCUACCAAUCUUUAAAUAUUUUUUUUCUUAUAUAUAUAUAUAUAUAUAUAUAUAUAUAUAUAAGAGUAUAUACAUAUCGAUAUAAUUCCUGCUUUCGUUCCUAGAUCUAUUGGUAUGUAUAUAUUUUUUGGUAAUUAAAUUUCUUUCCUUCCAAUUGGUCUAAUUACGUUAAAGUUUUUGACCUUGUCUUUGUUUCUUAUUACUUGUAAUUUCGAUCCGGAAUUUUCACCUCAGCUUCUGAUUUAUGUAGAUAUUAGAAGGGUUGUUUAAAAUAUAAAUAGCGGUUGUUUUGUAAACAAAAUGAUUAUAAGAGUAUUCAAUAAAAUAUAAAAAAUAGUAGUUAUUAGUAUUACGCAAAUAUAGUGUUUCUUCUAGCUAUAUCCUUCCAGCGAUUGAUCAUUAUCUGUGUUUGGAUUAUUUAAUUAUAGUUCCAUUGGGUAAAUUAAUAUACCUAUCCAGACUGUUAAUAUUUCGUCAGACAUUGUUCAAAUGACAGAUGUGCUUGUUCUAGUCAUCGUCAUUCUUGGCUUAGUUGACGGAUUUUAUAAACAUUGGUUAAGCUUAGAAUGUGCUUUAUUUUCGAAAAUAACAAGUGCUUGAAUUGUAUUGGGGACCAUGUGACCGUGCCGCUUAUCAUGGGAGCGGUUGUGUUCUCUAGUCCGAUUAUCAGCUUAUUCACCUACACUGCCUCUCAGACCAGUAAUCUACUUUGCCAAGGAUACAGUGAUUACUAAACAACUACCCCGAGAUCCUAACACCUAUUAGUCCUCGAUAUCUGAUUCAGCGUCUAAUCAAAAGACGAAGAUAGCAAGCAUAAUUAUCCUCUUUUGACUCGAAAUUCAUGCAAUAAUAAUUUCUCAAACAACAGACUGCGUAACUAACAAAUUAAGAAUUAAAGUGUAUGGUCAACUUAGUUAUCCGUAAUACAAAACAGGAAUGGGGAAAUCAUAGAUAGGUCUGGACUGACACGUAGUACAACAGUUUACGAGUCAAACGAAAGUUUAUAAAUAGGUGGAUAUAAAAAUAUAGAAAUCCAAGCUCCUAGUAAUUACAUGAUAAAAAGAUAAACUAUGGCUCACUUUAAAUUCACUUGAUAUUGUUUGCUCGAAUCUUUCAAUUGAUGUUUAAGACUGAAAUUGAUCAGUCUCUUAUUGGCAUAUGUGCAUACUGUGUGUAUUGCUUCGAUAUAGCCCGAAUCCACAAGCAUUAUAAAUAAAGAUGAAUAGUGGUUAGCAGUUGGAUCCAGGACGUGCGUCCCGCCCUAUUUGCAUAUAAUGGUUGUGGAUUAAGGCUAUAUCGAGGCAUUACGCACAGUAUGCACAUAUGCCAAUUUCAGUCCUAAAAAUCAAUGGGAAGAUUCAAAGAAACAAUACCAAGUGGAUUUAAACUUCACCCCAUUGCAAAAGCAAGUGGCUAUCAGGACUCAGUAGCUAACUGGAUAGCGCGUUGACGUUUGAAAUGAAUGGUACUGAGUUUGAGUCCCAGGGUAAAUAUAAACUUUGAGGUACAGGUACAUCCAGCUGACGAGUCGUAAAUAGGACGGAAAGCGGGUUUUGCAUUCCACUGCUAGCCACUGUCCAUCUUUGCAUAUGACUCGCUUUAGUUUUGAAAUCAUUCAGCCUAGUCUUUAAUUGGUUCUCAGCUUUCAUUGUUCAAGCCAACUUAAUUUACACUAAGCGUCGUAAAUUAUAACGCUGAAAAGUUAUAAUGAACUGUCUAAAUUAUCAUGGUUGUGCACGUCUUAGUACUAUUUUUGUAAAUUGAUGUCUUGGAAAUAUUUUUCAACCCAUAGAAUUUUGUUGCAAAUUAGUUAAUAUGAUAUUUUAAACAUAUCAAUAUCGUUGACAUUGUUUUUAAUAACGGUCGAUGUCAUCUGAUAAUCCCCGUCUUCUUAUUACUCUAUCGGAAUUCAUCAGAUGGACUGAAUGCUUUAGAUGUCAUUUUUAUUUUCGGAUUUUACAAUAUCGUCUGUUAGAUCAUUUUUAUUCUUCCUUAUUGUAAAACCUAUUUCAACAUACAACAUUGUUCAGUAAUUUUCAUUUUAGUUCAUUCUGAACUUCUAACCACUAUCUUAAGAUAACGCUUGAUUAACAUUAUUUUAUUUCAGUUUGCCCUCAUUCAUGACUUUCAGAGUGAACUACUGCUGUAAGCUAAACUAUGUAAAGUACGUGAAAU